This is a messenger RNA of Amyelois transitella, 1790 nucleotides long. RefSeq lists its product as uncharacterized. The record is from RefSeq and is a predicted model, not a curated record. Bases 168 to 1790 code for a protein of 540 amino acids. NCBI's taxonomy places the organism in Eukaryota, Metazoa, Arthropoda, Insecta, Lepidoptera, Pyralidae. The transcript has 4 exons.
CGCACGAUUUUUAAGAGACAAUCGAUGUUUAAAUCGAUAAGUCAAAUGAAAUCGAUUGAUUCAACCACUCAUCGUUCCUUGUUCCAACCGUCAUUCUUUUUUCGUGCGAGAUAGCUUACACACGCAUACCCUACUCGGAAAAAAUAAAAUUUAUUUCUUCAUAAAAAAUGUCGAAACGUGAUCUACAAUACUUAAAGAAAAAACUUAAACAGCUCGAAGAUCAACAAAAACGGAAACGCCGUCGAAUUUUUAUAGAAUCUUCAACAGAUACUGACGAUAACUCGUCUCGCAGUUCCACUUCGCCAACCCCGAAUAACGGUACACCUGGAGAGUCUGCCCCAGUACUUAUCGAUGAACUCUCAAUACCGGUACCAGAAAAUAACGCCGAUGCUGAUGCCACCCCGGAACUUGACCCGGAUGUACUUACCGCGCUUGGAGAAGAAAUUGAGGAUAAAAGUAAAUUUGGGGAAGCUAUUCAUCGUAAUCUAGCCCAGCGAUGGGAACCUAUCCUUAAAAAAGGCUUACCAAAAGAAGCAAAGGAGAAGCUGAUGAAGGAGUACCUUAUACCCGAAAAUUGCACUUUAUUGCAAGCGCCAAAAUUGAAUCGUGAGGUAUCGGCCGCUAUAGCUGAGGCAGCCAGGCAACGGGACAAGAAGAAGGAGACUGCGCAGCAGCAAUUAGGGAUUGGCAUAUCGGCUAUUAAUAAGGCUUUGACAUCGAUGCUAACCUCGGAUAAUAAAGUAGAAGCCAUUAAAAUAUUAAGCGAUGGAUGCCGAAUACUUACUGACCUUCACUUUCAAGAGACGCAGGCGCGUAUUAGUGUUAUUAAUUACUCUCUCGCGAAACCAUUCCUUAAUGUUGUCCAAGACAGCGAAAGAGAUGACACGUUGUACGGGAAUAAGUUGGGUGAAAAAAUAAAGGCCUCAAAAACGAUUGAAAAACAAGGCCUUUCUAUCAAAAAAUUUGUAAAGACUUCUAAAAGUACGUCUAAUACAGAACACCCAACACCAGUUCUGCGCUCGCAUUACCAGACCAAACAAACUGGCUCAUACCAGGGAAACUGGACCGGGUCUUCGCGCUACCAUCAGAACAGGGGGGGGGCGCCGAGGACCAAGCAGGACGAUUGCCCCUGUGACACGCCGGUCUCAAGCGCAACAAUCGUCGAGCACAGCGGUCACGAGCAAAUCGAAAACAACCGCAACUCGUCAGUGAACCAGAAAUCACCUUACCCUGGGUGCCGCGAUUCUCUCAGGCAAGCGUUCUCCUCGCGGGGUGCUCCAGACUCGACCCUAGAUCUCAUGUUAGCAUCAUUGGCCAAGAAUACUAUGCGACAAUAUAAUGUUUCAUUUAAGCUCUGGUGGCAAUAUUGCAAUGACAAUAGUCUAGAUGUCUUUGAUUGCUAUGUGCCGACAGUUUUAUCUUUCUUAAGUUCGCAGUAUUAUAAUGGAGCCUCAUAUGGAUCCUUAAAUAAUCACAGAUCAGCAUUAUCACUUUUACUAGGUAGUAAUAUUGGAUCUGAUGACCGUAUUAAAAGACUCCUUAAAGGAGCAUUUAAAUUAAGACCUAGCUUUCCUAAAUACUCUAAUACAUGGGAUCCGCAAGUAGUUCUCAGUUAUAUUUCCGAAUGGAAAUUGGAAACGCUAUCGGGCGCUCACUGCACCGUUGCAACGAACGCCACCGCACUGGUAUUUCAGACAUCCACCGUUUCGGCAGCCCUGGCUAAUGUCGGAACAAUGCACGAAUCUGGACAGCCAGAUCCGACCGGCUCCGAAGAUAAACGACAACCGUAG